AUGCCCUCCACCACGGGGCACGCGUGGUGCAGCGAGGAGGGGUCGGGCAACCUGUCUGGAGGCAUGUUGAAGAAGAGUAGUGCGUCGCCCUUGAUGGGCUUCACUGAAGCCCUUGGCACAGUCAGGCCAGGAAUCAUCCCCUCCUGGAAGCACCAUCUCCCCUCCACCAACUCCCACACCUACUUCUCCCCCACGGACUUGUGCUCCCACACCUACUUCUUCCACACGGACUUGUGCUCCCACACCUACUUCUCCCCCACGGACUUGUGCUCCCACACCUACUUCUCCCACACGGACUUGUGCUCCCACACCUACUUCUCCCCCACGGACUUGUGCUCCCACACCUACUUCUCCCCCACGGACUUGUGCUCCCACACCUACUUCUCCCCCACGGACUUGUGCUCCCACACCUACUUCUCCCCCACGGACUUGUGCUCCCACACCUACUUCUCCCACACGGACUUGUGCUCCCACACCUACUUCUCCCCCACGGACUUGUGCUUCCACACCUACUUCUCCCCCACGGACUUGUGCUCCCACACCUACUUCUCCCCCACGGACUUGUGCUCCCACACCUACUUCUCCCACACGGACUUGUGCUCCCACACCUACUUCUCCCCCACGGACUUGUGCUCCCACACCUACUUCUCCCCCACGGACUUGUGCUCCCACACCUACUUCUCCCACACUGACUUGUGCUCCCACACCUACUUCUCCCCCGCGGACUUGUGCUUCCACACCUACUUCUCCCCCACGGACUUGUGCUCCCACACCUACUUCUCCCGCACGGACUUGUGCUCCCACACCUACUUCUCCCACACGAACUUGUGCUCCCACACCUACUUCUCCCCCACGGACUUGUGCUCCCACACCUACUUCUCCCCCACGGACUUGUGCUCCCACACCUACUUCUCCCACACUGACUUGUGCUCCCACACCUACUUCUCCCCCGCGGACUUGUGCUUCCUCACCUACUUCUCCCCCACGGACUUGUGCUCCCACACCUACUUCUCCCCCACGGACUUGUGCUCCCACACCUACUUCUCCCCCACGGACUUGUGCUCCCACACCUACUUCUCCCCCACGGACUUGUGCUCCCACACCUACUUCUCCCCCACGGACUUGUGCUCCCACACCUACUUCUCCCACACUGACUUGUGCUCCCACACCUACUUCUCCCCCGCGGACUUGUGCUUCCUCACCUACUUCUCCCCCACGGACUUGUGCUCCCACACCUACUUCUCCCCCACGGACUUGUGCUCCCACACCUACUUCUCCCCCACGGACUUGUGCUCCCACACCUACUUCUCCCCCACGGACUUGUGCUCCCACACCUACUUCUCCCCCACGGACUUGUGCUCCCACACCUACUUCUCCCACACUGACUUGUGCUCCCACACCUACUUCUCCCACACUGAGUUGAACUGCUUGGCAGGUACAUAUGAGUCACUGCAGAGAGAUGAGGUGCGGGCCUUCCACUUCUCCAUCCCCAUACCCAUCAUCAUCCUUUCCCCCCUACCCAGAGGUGGGCAUGGUGCAACCAAUGACCUCAUCACUCACCAGUCUCAUUGCUCUACCGUUUUGCUCCUCUGUACCCCACUGCCGUUGCUUCUCCCUUCCCCCAUUCCGAGUCUCGCGGCCAUUGCGGGAGUGGGUGAGUUAAGUGUCCCUCCUCUCCAGCGCUCAGCAGCCUCUCCAGCGCAUCCAGAGUCCCUGCUUGCAGCUAUCGUGGAAGUGGGUGAGGUCAUUGCCUCCUUCCCUUUUUAA
Closterium sp. NIES-65 is the source of this 1767-nucleotide messenger RNA. NCBI's taxonomy places the organism in Eukaryota, Viridiplantae, Streptophyta, Zygnematophyceae, Desmidiales, Closteriaceae. The record is from the annotation of a GenBank genome assembly.